AUGGUUUUUGCUAUGUCCAUUGUAAGGCCAAUUUUAAGGGCCUUUACUAUUUCAAAUUCAGCCCCUUACAUCACGGCGGCUAACCGAUAUGCUUCAGUAACUUUAAAUGCAGCACGAUUCAGUGUCUAUAAUCCAUGUCGCCAUUUCUCGACGGAGGAUUACAAGGAAUCUAUCCAGAAUCGUGUGAUGAAUGUUUGUAAAGCAUAUGACAAGUUGUCGAACUCAAAUAUUAGUAUUUCUUCCGAUUUUACUAAAGAUUUGGGCUUGGAUAGCCUUGAUCAUGUUGAACUAAUCAUGAUGAUGGAGGAUGAGUUCGGUCUUGAAAUUCCCGAUCAAGAAGCCGAAAAACUUCAAACUCCCCAAUGUAUCGCUGACAUGCUUAUCAAGAAGAAGGAGCAAAUGAUGAAACUGGACUCAUAG
Messenger RNA from Rodentolepis nana, 420 nucleotides. The record is from the annotation of a GenBank genome assembly. Lineage: Eukaryota; Metazoa; Platyhelminthes; Cestoda; Cyclophyllidea; Hymenolepididae.